GGCUGGGCCGUACCACGCGGCGCGGGGGGGGCGCGGCCUGUGCUCCAGCACCGUCCGGCGGCGCGCGGGCUCCCGGCUCCCUGCAGCAGCGGCCGGGCCCCAGCGGCUCCAGCCCGGCCCCGGCCCCGGCCCCGCCGCCUCCUUCCCUCCCUCCCGCCCGCCCGCCGCGCCCCUUCCCGCCCCCCUCCCGGCCCCGCUGCGUGGGAGGCGCCGGCCCCGCUCGGCAGAACGCCGACCGCUCAAUGCCCGCGGUGUUCUGUUGGAAUAUACGGCGCACAUUUAUGGCGAUUCUGAGCGUGAGGGCAGACUUCUGCCAGGCCCAGCACAGCAUCCUGGCUGACAAGUGAGCCGAGAGCAGGGGGUUCCACGUGCCAUAAGUACUUUGCCUUGAGGAUUCCAGACACAGCGAACACAAAUAUAUGGGAUAUCUUCUGCCCAUUGGAAGCAUAUUCCUUUUACUGACUCUAGCAAAACUAAGCGUCAAGAAAACAAAGUGGAGAGAAAACCUGCCCUUACUUUUUAGCCUCACCAGUGCCUAAAUGUAGAACAGGCUGCCUAGUCUUGCGAGUAGUCAGAAUUCGUGGAGUCUGAAGGAUACCACCUGCAGCAACUGAGGCCGAAGUCGAAUUCGAGUGGAUUCUGAAGCAAACCUGCUUUUCUAGAAGCGAAGUCUCUAAGGAACAAACACGUCGAAGCAAGCUCUGAUCAAUCCCAGCCAUUUUAGUGGUCUUUUUAAUGUUUUCUGCUGUGAAACGUUUCCAAGGUUAUUGAUUUUUUUUUUGCCCCUCACGUUUUGUUUGCCAUUAUGAACCGUCCAGCCCCCGUGGAAAUUACCUACGAGAACAUGCGUUUCCUGAUCACUCACAACCCAACCAACGCAACCCUCAGCAAGUUCAUCGAGGAGCUGAAGAAGUACGGAGUGACAACCUUGGUGCGAGUUUGUGAUGCCACUUACGAUCAAGCUCCUAUCGAAAAAGAAGGAAUCCAGGUUCUAGACUGGCCGUUCGAUGAUGGAGCACCACCCCCGAAUCAGAUAGUUGACGACUGGCUAAACCUGUUGAAAACCAAAUUCCGCGAAGAGCCUGGAUGUUGUGUCGCUGUUCACUGUGUUGCAGGGUUGGGAAGGGCUCCUGUCCUGGUUGCACUUGCUCUCAUUGAAUGUGGAAUGAAGUACGAAGAUGCAGUUCAGUUUAUAAGGCAGAAAAGGAGGGGAGCUUUCAAUUCCAAACAGCUGCUUUACCUUGAGAAAUACCGACCUAAGAUGCGAUUACGCUUCAGAGAUGCCAACGGUCACUGCUGUGUUCAAUAGAAAAUCUCAGACGAAGGCAGAAGUUAGCAUGGCUGUUUUCUGGACUCUUGGCACCUGGAAAUGUGAAUCUGGAAUCAAACUACGUCAUCAAAUUAGUGGUGGAGUCAGUGCUCCUCAACCUCUGUCCUAAUGGUGGUGAUGAUUGGAAAAAAUAAAAAAUAAAAAAAAAUUAAGAGAAGCAUUUCAGUGAAGGAUUGUUUUCUCCUUAAGCUGCAGUUUGAACAUCUGCAAGGAGAAAAGAAAAUCAGUUUCUGAACCUUCUGUAUUUUUAACUUUUUAAGAGAAGAAAUAAAGUAAAUUUUAUGUCUAAGGAAAACCAGCAGAGCAUUGGCUUGUGCAGAAACUAUUUUCUUGAUUUGAGAAAAGUACCCCACAAUUAGGGCCCGAUGCAUUAAUUCCAAUAGGACUCUUUUAAAUAGAGUUGCCUUUUUUUAAACCUUGCUGAGAGCUGGCAGACAGACAGGAGGAGAAGCCUCUGUUGCUGUAUGGGCGCAGUCUGACAGCCUUAAGCCCAGCCUGGGCAUUCUAGAGAUUGGUGGUGUUUGUGUUACAUGUCUACGUGGUGUUCAGACUCUGCAGGUGUGAGAAACUUCCUGGUGGGCUUUAAGAGAAGACUCAUUGUCUGAUAUCUUUGGUGAAUCUCCUAAGGGCCUUUUCAGAUUGGUGGGAGACAGUGGUUUUAACUCGGUGUGCGUGUUUGUGUGUGUGCAUGUACGUGUGAUUUUGUGUGUAUGUCUAAAUCUUAUUUCUCCAAAGAAUUUGGCUGAAAUGUUAAUUGUCUUUCUGUUGUUAGAUAGAAAAUCUAUCCUGGCAGAAGACUGACGUUCAAAAGUGUCCUAGGUGAGCAAGGGGCAAUGCAGACAAGGAACUGAGAUCAACUUACCUCUCAUAAGGAAGAAGAAAAGGCUUUUUGCUGCUGUCCAGAUUCUCUGCCUUUCUGAACACAGUAAAUCAGGAUUUGGGGGGAGGGUCUUAUUUGUAUUGUAUAUGAGGUGUAAAGAUAGUAUGCACACAAAUGCUGUCCACGAAGAAAUGCCUAGUGUGGGUCUUUCCCCAGACUAGCCCUCAUGUACAGUUCAGUUUAACCACUGAUUGCCUUGUUAUUUUUUUAUUAGGCUCUUUUGGAGGGAGAAUCUCUAGUUACACACCAACAUGCCUAUCAUGCAUUUACCAUUGGCAGACCGUAAACACGCUGGUUUUGGAGUGCGGACUUGGCACCAUGUUCUCUGUAAGGCCAUUGAUGAUGUCUGUGAAUUAAUCAAGGCAAGUCAUUUUACAGCCUCUACGAAGCAGUUUCAGCCAGGCUAGUUCUACCAAACAGACGUUAGCUUCGUGCCCUGCCCAGUAGCGACCUCAUGCUUUCGAGUUGACGUUGUAAUAUCCAGCAACUAAAGGCUUUGAAUACAGGGCUAGGGUCGUACUCUCCUGUGACACUUUGCUGUGGAGCACCAAAGGCUUUGUUUGUCUGUGCCUGUAGUAGGUGUAGACUGGUACCCGUCUUUUACCAAUACCUCAGCUGCUGGCUAAACGAACUGCCUUCACGGGAUUUCUUCCUGUUCUAGAGUUCUGUUCUUAAUGCACAGCUUAACUGCACAAACCCUUUCAGAAAACAAGUAAUGGGCUUCUAGAAUUCUAUUCCUGGGAGGGAUUUUAUAAAUUUAAGCAAAUAAUGGUACUUGUCAAGCCCCUCAUUUUACAGAUGCGCUGACAGGCCUCUUCUGAGGUCUGUGACUAGAAAACUGCACUCCACAGCACUCAGUCUGCACCUGACUCAAGUUGUAUUGUACUAAGUUCCUUCCUCCUUUUAAGAUGUGUAACGCUUCUGAUUUCUUUAAUAGAUAAGAGACGAGAAAGUGUUUGUGAUGUCAAUGCCUACAUUAGGGAAAUAACGUAUCUGGUAAUGUCUGAGUCCACGGGGAAGGUAAAUGACUCUAGAAGUAUCGAAUUCUGGCUUUUACCUUCCCCUCACAAACUAGAAGCUAAUGCUCUAACUGUUUCUGCAAAUUAAAAUGGGUGUUCUUAGUAAAAUGAAAUACUGGUAGAUUUGACAGAAGUUGGAUUGGAGGGGAAGGUGUGGAGCUGGAUUAAAAACAAAACCCCAAGCCCUUCCGAAGAUUAAUUAAAAAUAUAUAUAUAUUUUACAUGCUGUAUGUAUAACUUUGCAUUCUUCCCCCUAGUUUUACUCUGAUUUAUAAUGUACUAAUUAUAUACCGUGACUCUGCAGCCUUAACUGAGGAAAAAAUACUGAGAAGUGCAGGCUGUCAUGCAGCGUAGACACAAACGGGGGAACGUAAUUGUGACCGAUGUCCAGUAGGCACGAUAUUUGGUUCAGCACUUGAACGUAGUGCAAUAAAGUUCUUGCAGUAAAA
Messenger RNA from Oxyura jamaicensis (ruddy duck), 3678 nucleotides. It is a transcript of the gene PTP4A2, whose product is annotated as protein tyrosine phosphatase 4A2. The transcript is spliced from 6 exons. The record is from RefSeq and is a predicted model, not a curated record. Gene Ontology annotation, cellular component: nucleus. The coding region runs from base 806 to 1309 and encodes 167 amino acids. Gene Ontology annotation, biological process: positive regulation of cell migration; protein dephosphorylation. NCBI's taxonomy places the organism in Eukaryota, Metazoa, Chordata, Aves, Anseriformes, Anatidae. Gene Ontology annotation, molecular function: protein tyrosine phosphatase activity.